UGUGUUUAGGGAAGCGGUGACGGGCGGCUUCUUCUUCUUCCCAUCAUCCAUUCACAGCAUUUCUGUCAACAAAGCCUGUAUGUUAUCACCUCACAGCGGACAGACGGAGCGAUGUUGACGGCGCACUUUGGUUCAUUGUGUCCGCUGAGGGAUUGUUGAUGCACCAUGAUCCCUGUGCCUCUGCUGGUGUGUGUGGUGGCAGUCUGGUGUACGGUCUAUCUCGCCGACACACUGCUGAGGUCGUCAGCGACACACCGGAUCAGCUACGAGUCAUGGCUGGCGAGUCGGGGGCUGAUGCUGUCUCCUUUCCACGUGAGAUGGCAGACCACCAUGUUCAACCGGCUGUUUGCAUACUGCGCACGCAUCAACCCCCGAGCCCUCUACCUGUGGUUCAGCAGCGGUCUGGUGUUUGGUAUAGUUUCCAUGCUGGGGUCAGUGGUGCUGCUGGUGAAGACGCUGCAGCAGACGCUGGCUCAGAUGACCACAGACAACCCUCGGAUGGGAGGUCAGCAGACCCUGCAGGUGGUGAUCCCAGGUGUCAAUCUGCCAACCAGUCAGCUGGCGUACUUCUUCACCGCCCUGCUGCUCAGUGGAGUUAUACAUGAGCUAGGCCACGCUGUGGCAGCAUUGAGGGAGCAGGUGCGUGUUAAUGGCUUCGGUAUGUUCAUGUUUGUGGUGUAUCCCGGUGCGUUUGUGGACCUCUUCACCACACAUCUCAACCUUAUAUCACCCAUUCAGCAACUCCGUAUCUUCUGUGCCGGAGUGUGGCACAACUUUGUCCUGUGUGUGGCAGCAUUAGCUGUCCUCUUCCUGUUGCCUCUCUUUUUGUUUCCAAUGUACUUCACCGGUGCCGGGGCGCUGGUCACUGAGGUUGUGCAGGGCUCUGCUGCUGAAGGUCCCAGGGGCUUAUCAGUCGGGGACAUAGUGACGGCCCUGGAGGACUGUCCAGUCAGAGGAGUGGAGGAAUGGAGCAGCUGCCUGUUUCACCUCUCCCACACCCCACAAACUGGAUACUGUGUCCCCACUGCCAGUCUACAGCCCAGCUGGGCUCAUGGGCGAGCUUUCAAGCGAUUGGAUGGAACGAUGGACUGCUGCAGCAACAACAGCCUGACAGACCUCUGCUUCUCUUACGUCAAGCCGCAAAGCAGGAACAGCAGAGACAGAGAGUACGCCUGUAUGCCGGUGCGUAAGAUGGUGACGGGGACGCGAGCGUGUCGCACCGACAGCGAGUGCGCCGCACAGUCCAACACCGCCAGCGUUUGUGUCACUCCCUCUCUGGAGAACCAGACUCGCUUCAUCCGUGUCACACACCCCCCAAACACACACAUGCUGUUUGUAGGGUAUCCGCCGCACCUGCAGUACUCUGUGAGUCUCACAAACUUUGUCCCCCGCUUUGGUUUCCUCCACCUGGAUCUGCCCGUCUUCUUGGAGACCUUCUGCAAAUAUGUGGUUUCUCUCUCCGGUGCUUUAGCGGUAGUCAACUCCGUACCGUGCUUUGCUCUCGACGGUCAAUGGAUGCUCAACGCCUUGCUGGAGGCCACGCUGGUUACUGUGGUAACGGACCGCCAAAAGCGUGAGCUGAUUGGUUUCUUCCUGCUGCUGGCGGGCAGCGCCUUGCUGGCAGUCAACGUGGCGCUGGGCCUGUGGAUGGUCACGGCGCGGUAGCCACAGCGGUUAGCUAAAGUAAACGGAUGGAAAAAAAACCCCAUGUGGACUCAGAGUUGUUCUCGCAGGAUGUGUUUGAGACGUGUGGACCAUGAAACUGUGAACAUACUGGGAGCUGACUGCAUUUCCCAACAGUGCUGCCCAGUUUCUGGGGACAGUUGAGCAGAACAUUAAUCUGUUUUAAAGCCAUUUCUGGACCACAAGGAAAACAAUAAACAACUGACUUCUUUCUUCUUAAUACCGCCAUAUACACAGAAGCACAUAUACCAAUACAAAUGCACUUGCUAUUAUAAGCACUGUCACAUGUGACUGUUUACAAAGAUUGCACAAUCUUUCCAAAUUUGAACGGUAAAAUGUGUUUAAAGUUUGAGGAAAAACUUCUAAAACGCCAUAUUGUCUGGCUUCAGUGUGACGCAGAGAAAUAAUAUUAUUCAUGACUCGAGAGGAUAAUCGAAAGUAUCUGUGGGAAUGGGGGAAGAGACUUUAAAAAGCUUUCAUGUUAUUGUUGAAUGCAUGGCAAUACCUCAAUCUUGUACUCCAUAUCACUGUUGAAAAAUACCCAACUCAAAACAUUACUACCUAAUAUUCAUGUGACAGUGUCUCAAAAGAGCUGCCUCCUCAAAAGUAAAUAUAUUAAUUAGUUUGUCAAACAGACUCCUAGGGCUGGGUAUCAAUACUGAAGACUGAAAUCGAAACUUCUCCAACCUGCAUUCGAUCCUUUAUGUACUCCAGAUCUAGAGACGUGAUUGACCCACUAUCACCGAAGCUUCAACCCAAACAGUCUGUGAUGAUAACACUUCAUUGUACAGUUAUUUAAUAAAUAUUUAAAUAAUUUGAACAAUUUCAUAAUGUCUUUGUAUAAAAAUCAUUGGGAUGGGGAAGAGUGGCAGCAUUUUACGCAACUGAAUUCUACCAUUCACAUGAUGGGUAGCGAAUGAAUUAGGGAAAAAAACGGAUAAAAUGAUGUUAGCUAUUGGUAUUACUUUCACUUCAAGGGUACUGGUAUUGGUAUUGAUAUGGCAAUUUAAAAAAAAAAUCAAUACCCAGCCCUAUAGACACCUAUUCAUUUCAACUGUUUAAAACGUUGGCAGCCGAAUUAGAAAACAGAUUUGUCCCUGUUUCUCUUCCUCUGGCAUUAUAGUGAGAAAUUUACUUUCUCGUGCUCAUGUUGUAAAAUUUGAUUUGUCAAACUUGUUGAAUAAAAGACUGAUUUUAUUUAAGUGCUUUCAAGCAGUUU
This is a messenger RNA of Scomber scombrus (Atlantic mackerel), 2902 nucleotides long. RefSeq names its product membrane-bound transcription factor peptidase, site 2 (gene mbtps2). Gene Ontology annotation, molecular function: metalloendopeptidase activity; protein binding. The coding region runs from base 166 to 1665 and encodes 499 amino acids. Gene Ontology annotation, cellular component: cytoplasm; membrane. The record is from RefSeq and is a predicted model, not a curated record. The transcript is spliced from 11 exons. Gene Ontology annotation, biological process: membrane protein intracellular domain proteolysis; regulation of response to endoplasmic reticulum stress. NCBI's taxonomy places the organism in Eukaryota, Metazoa, Chordata, Actinopteri, Scombriformes, Scombridae.